AUGGGCUUAGAAAUGCUCCCGGACGAAGUCAUCCUUUCCCUAACCAACCAAUGGCCAUGCAGAGACUUGCAGAUCAAAACUCUCUCUGCCCUCCUCUCUCCUAGAAUGAACAGUUCGGGAACUUUGGUGAUACAUGGCUCAGAGGCCACUGGAAAGACGGGCCUACUGAAAUCCUAUCUGGAGCUUUCUGGUCUCAAACAUGCUUUUAUUCCAUGCUCCGAGUGCAUUACAAGCCGCCAUUUCUUGGAGCGGACUCUGGCGGCUUGUGUAGAAGCAAUUGAAACAGCGACCGACACAUCUCUAGACGGCAUCAUUCCCUCAAGGUGUGAGAAUAUUAGCACCUUGACAAGCUCUCUAGAACGUCUUUUUGAACCCGUCGACAAGUUUGUACUGGUUCUGGACGGCAUCGACGAGCAAAGAGAAGCUCCUCCGACUCUACUGCCAUCUCUAGCACGUCUUGGUCAUCUGAUUCCCGGCCUCAGCGUUGUGAUGAUUGUCACAUUUCCUCAUCCACGUCUCCUUCAUCUUCCAGGUGCACCGCACGUUUACUUUUCACCUUAUACCCGUGAACAAGCCAUCCAAAUCGCUUCUUGCCAACCGCAACACAUCUUCAAUGAGCCUCUGUCACCAUCUGCGAACUAUCCGGAAGAGCUCGCGGCUGAAGAUGAUGCAUGGCUUUGGUCGCGAUUUUGUGCUGCUGUCUGGGAUUCAUUGGCAAGCGGUGCAGCUCGAGACAUCGUCACCUUCAGAUCCAUCCUUGACAGACUCUGGCGGCCCUUUGUACAACCAAUUGUCGAUGGCACCUACGGUACUCGAGAUUUCAGCAAGCUUAUGGUAGCGCAACGCAAACUCUUCCAAGCGGAAAGCUGUCUGCUGGAUUCUGUUAUCGAUGAGCCUCAAGAGGAUACGAACAUACUCACAGAUGUCACCCAUGAUCUGCCCUACUACUCAAAGUGGCUGCUAUGUGCUGCGUAUCUCGCAUCCUUCAAUCCACCGCGUCAAGACAACAUCUACUUCAUGAAGGCGACAGAACGAAAGAGGCGUAGAAAAGGAGGCGGUGCCGUUGCCAGCCGUGAAUCAAAGAAUCGAAAGAUCCCAAGACAUCUUCUUUCACCUAGCCCCUUUCCGCUCGACAGGCUACUUGCCAUCCUUCACGCAGUGCUGCCGCAUGAUCUUACGCCGACAAUGGACGUUUACACGCAAUUGGCAACUUUGUGUUCUCUGAGAUUGCUCUUGAGAACGGCAGUCGUUGGUGGGGAUGUGCUGGAGCCAGGCGCCAAGUGGAAGGUCAACUUUGGUUGGGAGUACGCAUUAAAGUUGGCUCGUAGUGUAGGCUUUGAUAUAACAGAUCAUGUAGCUGAAUGA
Messenger RNA from Aureobasidium melanogenum CBS 110374, 1365 nucleotides. RefSeq lists its product as uncharacterized. The transcript has 3 exons. Gene Ontology annotation, cellular component: nucleus; nuclear origin of replication recognition complex. Gene Ontology annotation, biological process: DNA replication initiation; DNA replication. The record is from RefSeq and is a predicted model, not a curated record. Gene Ontology annotation, molecular function: DNA replication origin binding. Bases 1 to 1365 code for a protein of 454 amino acids. NCBI's taxonomy places the organism in Eukaryota, Fungi, Ascomycota, Dothideomycetes, Dothideales, Saccotheciaceae.